Molecule: messenger RNA, 4092 nt
Organism: Adineta steineri
Lineage: Eukaryota; Metazoa; Rotifera; Eurotatoria; Adinetida; Adinetidae
Source: the annotation of a GenBank genome assembly
AUGGCAUCAUCAUCUGGUACAGUACCUGAUGUAUUACCAUCGCAAAUCUUAAGUGUUAGUCCGAGUUUACCUACGAAUAAAUUACUUGAUAAUUUAACAAAAAAUCAAAGACUGUUACAAUUAUUACCACAAAAUUAUGAGAAACGUCAAUUAUUCACUAAUUUUUAUAAGACUUUAUUGGAUGAUUUCUUCUAUUCACAUGAACGUCCUGAUGUACAAUUAUAUGCUGCUAUUUGUUUAGCAGAUGUUAUUCGUGUUUGGGCACCGAAUUUACCUGAUGCACCACCUGAAAAAUUACUGAAUAUGUUUAUGUUUCUUGCGCGUCAAUUACUUGGUUUAAAAAAUAUUGAUGAUCGACUAUUUAGUCGACGGUAUUAUUUACUUGAAAAUUUAAGUAUGGUACAAUCAUUCAUCCCAGCUGUUAAUCUCGAAGAUAAUCGUGGGUGUCAAAUAAGUACUGUCGUACUUAAUAAUCUAUUUAAUGCUGUACAAAAAAAACAUACAGAUCAAUUAAAAAAUUUAAUGAUUGAAAUUAUUACAGUUAUUUUGGCUGAAUAUGAAUCAGUUCCAUUUGCAUUAUUAGAAUUAUUAUUUGCAAGAAUCAUUGAUCCAGAAAAAAAAUUACGUGAAGAAUGUUAUGAACUAGUCGAAUCAAUAAUUCGUCGCGGUGAACCAUAUUUAAAAUCAUCUAUAGCUGAUUAUUUCAAAGCUGUUUUGAUUACUGAAGAUACUGAUUCAUUACAAUUACAUACAAAAAUUUAUUAUGUAUUUGAUGAAUUAUGUCAUAUUUCUGAAGCUAUCGUUGAUGAACUUAUUCCAACAAUUGAACAUCGAUUAACUGUAUCAAAUGAAAAACAUCGUCGUGAUGCAGCAAAAAUUAUAGCAUACGUAACAAGUUCGCCAAAUAAUGAUUUUGCACAACGACAUAAAACUUUAUGGAGUACAUUUCUUGAUCAAUUUAAAAAUGGUACAACUGAAGUACAAUCAACUUGUAUUAAACAUCUUAAAAGUUAUUUUGUUAAUCAUCCAGAAUUACGAGGAGAUCUUGAAGAUGUCAUGAUUCGAUUAAGUCUUUCAAGUGAUACAAAUAUUCGUUCACAACUUAUGGCACAAAUACGUGCUAUAACUAGUUCAAAUCUAUUGGAUAUUAGUGAUAAAAUCAAACAAAUUUUAUGUGAACGUGCACGAGAUAAAAUUUGGGAAGUUCGAAAAGAAGCAUUAGAUUAUCUUGGACAUGUUUAUAAGAAAGAAUGUCAUAGUACUAAUUGGUCAAAUGAUACACAAAAACAAUUAACUUGGGUUGCAAAUUGUAUUAUUCAUUUGUAUUAUCAAAAAACUACACAAGACAAAUUAUUAGCUGAACGACUCUUAACAUUUUAUUUAAUGCCAUGGGAUGUGAAUACCGAUGAUAAAGUGAGAGUUUUGCUGACAUUGUAUUCAAAUGUGGAUGAAAAUGCACAACGUGCAAUUCGUGAAAUGAUGCAUAGUAAAUUUUUAUUUCGUCGACAAUUAGUUAAACUAAUUGAUUUUUGCUUACAAAUGACUGAUCCAAAUAUACCUAAUGAUGAAAAACAAUUAAUAGAAUUAAAACUUGUUAGUCUUAUUCAUGUUAUUGCCUUACGCUGUUUACCAAAUCCAGAUAAAAAUGAAUCUGUUCUUAAAUCAUUUGCUGUCUACGCAAUAAAAAAUCAUAAACAAUCAUUAGCAAAUACGAAUGAAUCAAGUAUAUUAUUAAUAUUCAAACAAGCUAUAUCUGAUGGAAUUAAAUCAAAAGAAGCUUAUGCAUUAGCUAAUGGUAUAGGACAAAUGUUGUUAGAAGAAGCAACAAAAGAACAAAAACGUUUUCCUGCUAAUACAACUGAAGACCAAACAAUAACAACAACAACAACGACGAUACCAAUUAUUGAAAAUAAUGGUCAUGGACAAUAUACAAAAAUGUGUGGAUUAAUAAAAACAAUGUUUGAAAAAAUAUCUACACUUUUAUUUGAUCAAGAAACAGUUAGUAAAUUACUUAAAUUCAUAUUCGAAAAAGUUUCAAAUGAACCUGAACAAUCAGCAUCAUAUUAUGAAAAUAUCAAUCAGUUAUUAAAGGUAUUUAUUCAACAUCCAUUUAUUUUCAAUUCUCCUGAAUCACUCGAACUUCUAUGUAAUUUAUUAAAACAACGUGUACUUGAAUUAGCACCUAUACUUAUUCGUACAAUCGAAGCUUGUGCACCAUUAAUUAUCUCGUUAAAUAAAAAUAGUAUGAUGACUCUUCUUGAUACUGAACUUUCAACUUAUUUAACACUUCAUCCUCCUAUUGCAAAACGUGCACUCUAUUGUAUAUGUGCACUUCAUCCGAAUACAAAAGAUGAACUUUUACAAAAAAUGAUUGAAGAUACACAAUAUGAUCAAUUUGAUAGUGAACAAUUUAUAACACGUCUUGUUUUACUUGGACAUAUGAUACAAAUAUCUCCAAUCACACUUGAAGAUAUUGGUAAAAGAAUACUUAGUAAUAUAUCAAAAUAUAUUGUGGAUAGAAAUCAAACAAAUGAUGAUGAUGAAGAUAAUAUGAGUACAUCAUUUUUUCACGGACAUUUUACAUUAUUACAUGAUGAACCUCAUGCCGAUCCAGAAAUCGGAGCAGAUGCUCGUGUAAAACGUGAAUUAGUUAAAGCAAUGACACGAGCAAUAUUAGGUUUACGAGAAAAUUCAUCUGGUUUAUUUAAUAUUGUUUAUAAAUUAAUUCGAAAAUGUAUUGAAAAUGAUCAAGAUUUUACAAAUGAAAUGAGUGAAAAUGAAAUCAUCUAUAUUCGUCUUUGUGGUUUAUCAUGCUUAUUGAAAUUAAUAUGUAAUCCAUAUUUUUAUACACGUAUAAAACCAGAUGAUUUUCUUGUUAUAAUAACUCUUCUUCGAGAUCCAUCAUCGGUUAUUCGUCAACGAACAUAUCGUAAAUUAGCUGAACAUUUACGUGAUCCAUUAUGUCCUAUUGAAUUACUUGCAUUAUUAGCAUUUGCUGCUAAAGAACCUGAACGUGAGCAUCGGGAACAAAUUCGUCGUUCAAUGUUACAAAUUAUUGAUACACGUCGUGAACAUAUUAAACUUCAAUUAUCUUAUAAAACAGCUCAUACAACCAAUGGUUUUGAUCAUGAUGAUAAUAACAAUAAUAAUAAUUCAUCAUCAAUAGAUGAUAAGCCAAUUGACUAUACAUUAUAUCCUGAAUAUUCCUUAACAUAUUUUCUAUUUUUUCUAUCAAAAUCACCAGCAUAUAUUUUAUAUGAUGAUACUGAAAUGUUACAUACAAUGACAGAUUAUAUUUUAUUUUUAUUAGAUACAUUAUUAUUACGUUGUGAUACAACAGUUGGUUUAUUUUAUAAAGGUUUAUUACGUUCAAUAAAAUCAUCGGAAGAUGCAACAAUCGUAUUAGAUAAAGAAGAAAAAAUUGAAAGAAAAGAUGCUAUUAAAAAAUUACAUGUUCUUGUUGAUUUAGCUUAUGUUAUUUUAUCACAACGUGCAUCAUCAUUAAUGAUGUGUCGUGCAAGUUCAACUGUACCAUUACCAGAAAUGUAUUUUAAAAAAGCACGUUAUAAUCAUUUAUCUUAUUUACCAAAAGAUUUUAAAAUUAAACUUAAACCUAUAACAACAACGACAGUUAGUGAUACAUUAACAAAUAAACGAGCAAUAAUCAAUAAUUCAGAAGUAGAUAAUACAACAACAACGACAAUAUCAAAUACAACAAUAAGUACAUCACCAAAAACAACAACAAGAAAAAAACGAAAAAGUAGUGGAGAAAAUGAAAAUGAUGAUGAUAAUAAAGAACAAACUUCUCCAAAUAAACGAAGAAAACGUUCAACAACGAAUAAACAACGAAAAAGAAAAUUAAGUAAUUCAAUUGCAGAGAAUGAAGAUACUACUUUAACUUCAGUACCAUCAGUUAAUGGUAAAAAAUCUCGAAAGAACAUCGUAAAUACUUCUAAUCGAUCUCGUGUAAGUUUUCCAUAUGAAAAACCACAAUUACGUUCGAAAUCAGCAUCAUCCAGUUCAUCAUCUCUAUCACCUCCAGCACGAAAAACACGAAGUAAAGCUUCAUCACGAUUAGCAACAAAAAAUUAA